This is a messenger RNA of Penicillium chermesinum, 846 nucleotides long. Its product is annotated as acyl-CoA dehydrogenase. The transcript is spliced from 3 exons. Gene Ontology annotation, molecular function: transmembrane transporter activity; oxidoreductase activity, acting on the CH-CH group of donors. The record is from RefSeq and is a predicted model, not a curated record. NCBI's taxonomy places the organism in Eukaryota, Fungi, Ascomycota, Eurotiomycetes, Eurotiales, Aspergillaceae. Gene Ontology annotation, biological process: transmembrane transport. Gene Ontology annotation, cellular component: membrane. Bases 1 to 846 code for a protein of 281 amino acids.
AUGACCACCGCCGCCAACUCCAGCCAUAAUGCCUUUCCACUCUCCCAUGCUGAGAAAACAGAUCCGGUGGAGCAUGUCGAGAAGACCCCAGGCGACUCUACAACCCUGGAGGAAUUGCAUUACGUCCCGUCAGCGGGCACUAAACACUUUCAGCCUGAGACAGAUGUGGAAUACGUCGUGACCUUCAAGACCUGGGUCGUUAUCUUUAUGCUCACUGUGACCGGUUCUGUGUGUUACUGGCUAGUUCCAGCUCUUUCCGGAAUCGAAAAUCAGAUCGCAGCCGAACUGGGCGAUGUUACUAAGGGUACAUGGAUCACUGCCGUGUAUAACCUUGGUGCUGUCGUCGCUUUCUUGGUCUGCGGUCCCAAUUCUGAUCUCUUUGGCCGGCGCUGGUUCAUCGUUUUUGGUAACAUCCUUGUUGUAGUCGGGGGCAUUGUGGGCGGCUCCAUCCAAUGGCCUCUUGUGGACAUCUCGACCCAGGUGGAGAUGCUGAGACUCUUGAUUCUACGAACGGCGGUGGAGAUGGAUCAGGUGGCGGCUACAGCACAAGCAGAAGGGAAGGCCCCGUGGAUGGCUAUUGAGCGGCAGCUAGGCCACAAGAUUGGAAUGUGCAACUACUAUGCGAACCGGCCUGUGUGCGAAGCUGCCGAUCGGGCGAUCCAAAUACACGGUGGGGGUGGAUACUCGAGGCACUAUCCUUUUGAACACAUCUGGCGGCAUUUCAGACGAUAUCGGAUUACAGAAGGGAGUGAGGAGAUGCAGAUACGCAAGGUGGCCGCGUACUUAUUUGGCUACAAAACAACAGGCUUGAAGAGGGGUGAAACGAGCCAGAAGACCAAGUUGUAG